This is a messenger RNA of Erythranthe guttata (spotted monkey flower), 693 nucleotides long. Its product is annotated as mitochondrial import inner membrane translocase subunit Tim9. The record is from RefSeq and is a predicted model, not a curated record. Lineage: Eukaryota; Viridiplantae; Streptophyta; Magnoliopsida; Lamiales; Phrymaceae.
UUUUAAGGCUCUUCGAUCAAAAUUAGUUUUACACCUUGUUCAUCAAUUCUUCCACACAAAACCUCUGCAAAAAUGGACAAGAGCAUGCUUGGAGAUCUGGACGCUCUUCCAGAGGAAGAUAAGCUCCGUAUGUCCGCCAUGAUCGACCAGCUUCAAGUUCGCGACAGUUUAAGGAUGUAUAAUUCAUUGGUGGAAAGAUGUUUCACUGAUUGUGUGGACUCGUUCCGGCGCAAAUCUCUCGAUAAGCAAGAGGAGACUUGUGUUCGUAGAUGUGCUGAGAAGUUCCUGAAGCAUUCCAUGCGUGUUGGCAUGAGAUUUGCAGAGCUCAACCAAGGUGCUGCUACACCAGAUUAACGAGAUCUGUCAUAAUCUUAUUCUUCAAUAGCAUUUGCAUUGAAAAGUUGAAGUUGAAACAAAACACUAUUUUUUGGGUUUUUUGGUAUUAUUUUCUUUUUUUUUUUGGGAGAAAAAAAUAAGAUGAAAACGGUCCUCUUGUUUUGUUUUUUUUCCGUGGCAAAAAAAUGCAUUGCUAUUUGCUAGUGCUUUUAUAGCUUAUGCUUACUGAGAUUGAAGUUGCAACAGACAUCAACGAUGUUGUACUGAUCAAUUUUUUUCUUAACCUAACAGCUGUAUGUAGUUGAAGUAAUGUUCUGCUUUUUCGCCUUUAUACAAGUGCUAAAUACCCUGAUUAAA